AUGAGCUGGCUGGAAAAAUCAGUUUCUGGCCUACUAGGGUCUAUCAAAGGGCAUGUCGAGAAGAUAGUUGCAGAUGUGCCCGAGACUGAUCAGUCUCCAGAACAUCUAAAGUCCCGGAACGAUGCUGAGCUACUAAUGGCCGAUUUUGACAUGUUACAGCUGUGGGAAUAUCUUCCGGAAGUAUUAGAAAACCCACACAGUCUCGAUUCAUCCGAUAAUAUCAGUGACUUAAAGGAAUGGGAGAUCUUAGCAGCAGAAUUGGAUCAACAAGGUCGUUGGAAUGAGAUUGACUUCGGCAAGUGUUCAGCAAUUUGCCACGCAACAAUGGGAGGCGACAUUUCUUUCGAGACGAAAACACCAUUCGAGCGCAGGAUAUUUCCGACUGGGCCUUCAACUUAUCUGUUUGACGUUCUCGUGCGUCAGUCAAGCUGUUGCAGAAAACACAUUGCGCGGCUUCAUUUGAACGGCUUCUACGUUGAGAACGCAGACGCAGCCAGUCGAUUCUCCCUGUUCGUCUCCUGCAACUCAGGGCUGGACAUGGAAUGGCAUGAAGCAUCUUACGACCUACUCAUACAAGACACUGGUGUAGAAGCUUCUCCAUACCCGGAUGACUUCUGCACACUUCCAAGUCUCUGUGAUCAGUACGGAUAUGUCAAUAUCCGACAAGCUCCCAACAGGAAGCCUAUUGUUCUGGCGAAAGAGAAGAAAUCGAAACGGAGGCUUGACACACCGACACAAUGUCUCGGUAAACUUCUUGACCAAGGUUGGAUCGGCAAAAAUGGUCACUGCACCAUAGACGGAGGCCUACUUCCCGUGGAAAGGGCAGCAUUAUCUCUGAAUCUCGCCCGAGCUUUGGUUCAUCUUUCUCCGGACGCAUGGGUCCGAAAUGAGUGGAGCCUCGACAACAUCUUCCUAUCUUGGAGCCCCGGAACGCCAGAUGGCUCAAGUCCCCCGACUAUAGAUGCUGAGAGACCAUAUCUGUCCAUCCGACUAGAUAACGAAAAGGAGAUGCCCUCCUCAGAUAAAGAAUCCAAGGCAAGCACCUUUGAAACGAUUUUGUUGUCAUUCGCUCAAGUUCUCAUGGAAAUUUCAACUGGAAAGAGAUUGCUGGAAGAUCCCCAGCCAGGGUCUAACAAACGCGGCCGGCUGACAAACUGGUUCAAGAGCCGUGAUUUUCAGUGGAGCCUUCUUGGAUACGUGAAAGAUGCCAUCAAUUCGUGCUUGGAAGCGGCUUACGUUGAAGGAAAGGUCGGGAUGUCAAUCAAUGAAUGGAUCUACGACAACAUUAUCUCGCAACUGGAGGAAAAUUGGCAACAAUACAAGAUUCUCGACCCACCGUCCUUCCGAGAAUGGGACAUGAAUUUCCUGACCCCACUGACAUCGCAGGCGCCAAGCCGCAGCGAAGGUGUGUCCAAUGAGCAAAAUCCCUCGACUGUUCAAUACUUCAAUGGUAGGGUUUCUGGAAGGCAUGGAGAAAACUCAUCUUCACUCUGGUUUAGAAAGAUGAACGACGUCUAUUCCAUUCUAGGCCCUGGUGAACAGUCUGAUACCCAAACUCGGGUAGCAGUGCUGGAUACUGGUAUUACUCAGGAAGAAGCAAAGUUAAACGGGAUUCAGGCCCAUUCAUAUCGCGACUUCACUGGAGCUGAGGAAGUACAGAUGAAGGAUCAAACGGGACAUGGCUCGGACAUUGUCAAGCUAAUUUACAGAAUGUGCAACUCCACGGAUGUUCUUGUGGCUCGAGUCUGGGAGAACGACUAUGAAACCGAAGGUACCGCAAGUGCAGUUGUCCAAGCAGUGAGCUGGGCUAUUGAGAAAAACGCUGAGGUCAUUUGUAUGGCCUUUGGGUUCAUAACAAAAGUCCCCGAUCUUGAAAAAGCCUUUCGAGAGGCUAUUCCCAAGGGCAUACUUGUGUUUGCUGCAGCCUCCAAUACUGGAAACAGUGCACGCAUCACAUACCCAGCCUCUUGGGACAGCCACGUGUUUUGUACAUUUUCAACGAAUGGCAACAUCAAAAACUCUCAUCAUCUCAACCCAACAGGCCAGGAUCAGAAUAACUUUGCCAUUCUAGGCGAGGAUUUACAGCUCUCCGAUGACACAAAAAACUCCAAGAUCGUGUCGGGCACGUCUUACUCGACUGCGCUUGCCUGCGGUUUAGCAUCUCUCUUGCUGAACUUCUCAAAACAGGUCAGAGACCCCGAAAGCAACAGGGAGCAAAUUGCAGAUGUUUUGAAGUACAAGGACAACUUGACCAAAGUACUUUGCAAGAUAUCAGAACUUGACGGGCAUUAUAAGUGCAUUGUCCCGUGGAAGCUGCUGCCAAAGAACCUACAGGGACUACUUCCGUUGGAGGAAGGAUCCGGAUUAGACAAGAGCAUAAGGGUUAUGAUAAGAACCACGGUGCGCGACAAAUUGAUCAAAACGCUCGGCUUGGCUGAUGAGAUUUGGCUUGACUAA
This is a messenger RNA of Colletotrichum costaricense, 2457 nucleotides long. Its product is annotated as extracellular alkaline serine protease. Gene Ontology annotation, molecular function: serine-type endopeptidase activity. The coding region runs from base 1 to 2457 and encodes 818 amino acids. The transcript has 4 exons. The record is from RefSeq and is a predicted model, not a curated record. Lineage: Eukaryota; Fungi; Ascomycota; Sordariomycetes; Glomerellales; Glomerellaceae. Gene Ontology annotation, biological process: proteolysis.